This is a messenger RNA of Musa acuminata subsp. malaccensis (wild Malaysian banana), 782 nucleotides long. RefSeq lists its product as uncharacterized. The record is from RefSeq and is a predicted model, not a curated record. NCBI's taxonomy places the organism in Eukaryota, Viridiplantae, Streptophyta, Magnoliopsida, Zingiberales, Musaceae.
UGCGACACCCCUGUCUCUGAACCGGACCGCCAGUAAUGGACUCCAAGGAACAUCGCCACCAUCGGUGGUGCUCUCGACGCUGCGUAAUCAUCUCCGUUGCAGUAAUCCUUGGCAUCGCCCUCCUCCUCCUCAUCCUUGGCCUCACCGUCUUUCGCCCCCGCCACACAGUCACCACCAUCAAUUCGGUGCAUCUCGGCGCCCUCCGUGUCGGGCUCGACGUCCCCCAUCUUUCCGUCGAUCUUAACGUCACCCUAGACCUCGAUAUAACGGCCACCAACCCUAACCGCGCGAGCUUCCGCUACGACACCGGAAACGCCGAGCUCUUCUACCAUGGGGGCCUCGUCGGCGAGGCGGUUAUCCCGCCGGGGAGGGUCGGAGCCGAGGGUUCGGUGCGGACCAACGUAUCUCUCACGGUGAUGGCCGACCGACUCAUCUCCGACGCGACCCUGUACAAGGACGUGAUCUCGGGGUCGGUUCCCUUCUCCACCAGUACGAGACUCCCCGGGACGGUGACGAUUCUUGGGGUGUUCAAGCACCACAUGGUGGCGUACACCAUGUGCAACAUCACCGUGAGCGUUCAGAGCCGAUCGGUGGAGAACUCCGAUUGCAGGUAUAAGACAAAAUUCUGAGACUUUUUGUUCCGGAUUGGAGUCACGGACGAGCUUCCUUCGAGUAAAAUUGUGUAGAAUACAUGUGCUUCAUCUCUGGAUUUGCUCAUGAAAUGAAUUGAUUAUUGUGACUGCUACUGAGCGGAGGAUCAAAACGAAAGCUUGAUUGAGUUA